Messenger RNA from Myxocyprinus asiaticus (Chinese sucker), 2181 nucleotides. RefSeq names its product alkaline phosphatase, intestinal, tandem duplicate 1 (gene alpi.1). Gene Ontology annotation, cellular component: plasma membrane. Lineage: Eukaryota; Metazoa; Chordata; Actinopteri; Cypriniformes; Catostomidae. Gene Ontology annotation, biological process: dephosphorylation. The record is from RefSeq and is a predicted model, not a curated record. The transcript has 11 exons. Gene Ontology annotation, molecular function: alkaline phosphatase activity. The coding region runs from base 49 to 1647 and encodes 532 amino acids.
AGCGCCGUGGUGUACUGAGGUUGCUCACUCUCUGCUCUGUGGUUUAGAAUGUGUUUGGUUUAUAGCCGGGCCCCCGGCAAGCUACUGUUGCUGGCCCACCUCCUCCUGAGCACCAGCUGCAGUCUAGGGGCCGUUGCGGAAUGGGAAAAAGAACCUGCGUAUUGGAAUGAUCAGGCCAGGAAGACGCUGGAGGCUACAUUGAGACUGCCACUACGAGCGCAUCGGGCCAAAAACAUCAUCCUCUUCCUUGGUGAUGGGAUGGGCGUGUCCACUGUUUCAGCCGCUCGUAUCCUGCGGGGUCAAAUGGAAGGACAAUCGGGGGAAGAGACUGUUUUGGCAAUGGAUAGAUUUCCAUACCUCGCCCUGUCCAAGACAUAUAGUGUGGACAAGCAAGUGGCGGACAGUGCUAGCACGGCUACAGCGUAUCACUGUGGUGUGAAGGCCAAUGCUAAGACGGUGGGUUUGAGCGCAAAAGCAGUACCCUACGAGUGUAAUACAACUUUUGGCAAUGAGGUUUUCUCUGUGCUACAUCGUGCUAAAGCACAAGGAAAAUCUGUUGGUAUUGUGACAACCACCCGCGUCCAGCAUGCUUCACCUGCAGCAGCCUACGCCCACUCAGUCAGCCGCAGCUGGUACAGUGAUGCAGACAUUCCCUCCAGUGCCCGCCGACAGGGAUGCACAGAUAUUGCCACACAGCUGGUUGCCAAUACUGACAUUGAUGUAAUUCUUGGUGGUGGGCGUAUGUACAUGACACCCAAGGGUACUCCUGAUCCAGAAUACCCCUCUUCAUCCUCUCGUAAGGGGGAUCGAAAAGACAAAAAGAACCUUAUUGAGAUAUGGCUAAAUGAUCGGAAGGAGAGGAACGCACAAUAUGUUUGGAACAAAGAGCAGUUUAAUGCAGUGAAUGUAAAAACAACAGACUGCCUUAUGGGUCUGUUUGAACCCAAGGACAUGCGAUUUGAGGUUUUUAGGAAUCGAACUCGUGACCCCUCUAUUGUGGAUAUGACAGAGAAGGCCAUCAAAAUCCUCAGCAAAAAUCCGAAAGGUUUUUUUCUCUUUGUGGAAGGAGGUAGAAUAGACCAUGGACACCAUGAUGGGGUCGCCAAACUUGCCCUGACCGAAACUGUGAUGUUUGACCGGGCAAUCCAGAGAGCAUCAGAAUUAACCAGUGAAUCAGAAACUCUCACCGUAGUCACUGCAGAUCAUUCCCAUGUCUUCACAUUUGGUGGAAACACACCCAGAGGGAACCCCAUUUUUGGUCUGGCACCUAAGAAGGCUGAUGAUAGUCUCCCAUUCACUAGUAUCCUGUAUGCUAACGGACCGGGAUACACUCAUGUGAAUGGAACAAGAGGAAAUGUUUCGGCAGUGGAUUAUUUUGAUGAAGGAUACAUGCAGCAAGCCGCCGUUCCUUUAGAAUCAGAAACACACGGAGGGGAAGAUGUGGCGAUCUAUGCUAAAGGGCCCAUGGCUCACCUCUUUCAUGGGGUAAAAGAGCAGAACUAUGUGGCUCAUGCCAUGGCUUAUGCAGCCUGCUUAGAGCCCUACACUAACUGCCCACUUCAGAUGCAAGACUCUGGGGGUUGUAAAAACACUCUUUCAGGACUUCUUAUCUCAAUAACUGCUGUGUUUUGGCUUGUCAUGAGAUGACACACUCAGCCAGUGGUGCCACAACGAGUGAUUGUGGCCCCAUACUUUUGGGAAAUGUAUAACUUAAAUUGUUUAUAUUUUGUUAUUUGUUUAUACUAGUUUAUUAUUAUUAUUAUUAUUAAGUUCUUCUUCUUAUUUUAUAUAACUAUUACAUUAUAUCCUUACUCCAACAGGGGCCCCAAUUCCCACUUCACCAUUAUUGUAAAUAAUCUUGAGGUAUUUUGACAACCAGUAUUUGUUUUCAUAAAAGUUUGGUGGUAAGCAGAAUGCUAAUGCUGUUUAUAUAAAUGUAAAACAAUUUUUAAUGAAUGUAUUUUCUAAGCAAAUACUUUUGUACAUGGUGCAUCAUGGAAGAAACUUUUGCACUGUGUGAUUAUAAAUUGUGUACAUGUGAGACCAAUAAAUGUAACUAAUAAACACAUUAGUCAUGUUAUCAAUGUAAUUAGCAUCUUUGAUUAGAUUUUUAAAAUGUCAUGAUUAGACAAGUGCUAUCAGAUAUUGACAGCCAUUUAUAAUAUGUUAAUUACUGUACUA